Racocetra fulgida is the source of this 234-nucleotide messenger RNA. NCBI's taxonomy places the organism in Eukaryota, Fungi, Glomeromycota, Glomeromycetes, Diversisporales, Gigasporaceae. The record is from the annotation of a GenBank genome assembly.
CAAUAUAUGCAAAGCUAUUUGGUUUAUCUAAAAAGAUAGUCGACUAUGCUAUUAAAGCUGAUAUACGAACUGAGUUAUCUAAUAUUCUUAAAAAAUUUAUUAAUAGAGUGCAAAGCAAAGUGAAUAGUAAUAAAGCUCAAGACGAGAAUGGUAAUAAUAAUAUUGGCAAUCCUAAUAUUAGUAGAAAUCUUGAUAUAUUGGAAAAUUGUAUUAAUGAUGGAGAUGAUAUUAAAG